CUUAACUUAAGCAUAAUUGUAACCUAGCUUUUACACAAAAUUAACCAAAAAAAUAUAAAAUGCACACAAACUAUAUACAUAAACUGCUACAAAAGCAAACCUUGCGAGAAACAUACCAAAAUAUCAAUAUGAACACCCCACCGUUCUCUGUUGGAAAGAGGCAGAGGAGGGCGGGCAAGACGGAGGUAUUUGUACUUGAGCUUACCUCAUCCUGGUUGCGAUGUCCUCCCGGGGCGUGUCCUGCGUGGUCCUGGUGGCGCUGCAGUGCUGGCUGUGCGAUGCCAUGGUGAAGGUAGAACUGAGGUGGCGGCUCCCUGCAGCCCUUCACACCCUCACGGAGGACCACGUGCAGGCUAAUUCCAAACUACACAGGACAUCUGAAUUAUUGGCACACCACCACACAGGUGUUGUGCAGGGAGCAUUCACCACCACUGUGCACCUCACCAGGGGAGGACGCGGGGCCAACACACACGCUGCUGCAGGGACGAUGGGCAGCAGUGAUGGGAAGCUUGUGCUGAAGGAAAUGAUGUAUUACUGACACACCCUGUAGAAAGAGGAGCAGGAAGAAAGGAGCCCCACACACACUACAACAGGAGUCUGGAGCACCUUCCCCUCGUCCCCUUGAGGAAGAAGCCACCCCUGUACACCAGCAGGAGGCAGCAGGACACCAGGAGGGGCAUCUACCCGAGGGGCGUCCUGUCAGGCAGCACAGAGGACCUCACACAGGCUGGAAACAAGAUAAGGGUGGUAAACAAAAGCCCAGGGAAGGAUGCAAGGGGGAGGACUAAGGAUAGGGGUGAUUCCAGCCUUCCCUUGGGGUGUGGAGUGAAGUGUGGUGCCUCAGGGGAUGUGUCAGGUGCCCCUAGGUGUCCUCUCACAGUACUGAUGUCAGGGGAGUGUGCUGUGUGGCUCAGAGGAAAGAAAAUGCAGUGAUGGCACAGA
Molecule: messenger RNA, 942 nt
Organism: Scylla paramamosain (green mud crab)
Lineage: Eukaryota; Metazoa; Arthropoda; Malacostraca; Decapoda; Portunidae
Exons: 5
Coding region: 221-538 (105 amino acids)
Source: RefSeq, a predicted model, not a curated record